AUGACACUGGUGCAGGAUACAAAGGAAAGGAGUUAUGUGGCCCCAACCCUGUGCAAUCUCAAAUACAAUGUGCCGAUCCUGAAACCUCUGACGGAGGAGAUGGCACGGGCUGGGCGAAUCUCCAAGCCGAUUCAUCUGAUCAAGACGGCUCUUCACAAAUUCUACGAUAUGCAAAGUGAGGAGAUGCAGGAGACGCCUGAAACGAUGCAGAUGAAGCUUCGGAGGGAGAGGAACAUAAGCAAGACAGCAAAAUCCAUUGUAGCCAUGCUGACAGUGAUCAAACGAAAGUGGACCAAAUGGGAGAUGCCACGCGAGUGUGGACCUGCAUCCAGUGUUGCCACUGGCGACACUGCUGAAAGUGACAUGGACGAUGAUUCGCUCAGAGCGGAUUUGCAUGCACUCUCUCGAGGCUCCACUUUGCCGGAGUCUUGCUUGAUUGCACCCCCGCAGAAGGCCUUGGAAAAGUUCCUGGGGAUUUCAUUGGACCCAGAGUUUUACCGGAACCUGACGGGGAAAGUUGAUUCGCUUCAGGGCUCGGCCGGUGAACUUCCUGCUCCACCUAGUGAAGUUCGUGCUCCACCUAGUGAAGUUCGUGCUCCACCCAGUGAAGUUCGUGCUCCACCUAGUGAAGUUCCUGCCCCACCUAGUGAAGUUCGUGCCCCACAAGAUGAUCUUGGUGCAACUUUGGUGGUUGCUGAUCCUCUCGAACCCCCGGCCGAAGAGUCGUUGCAUGAGGGCACGGUGAUCCCAGACACCCCACAGAAGGCUAGCACUCCCUUGUCACCUGGUGAAAGUCCUGGAGUUGAGAUUCUAUCAGUGAAGCCUGCGGAAGAACCUUCCGAUCUGGGUGCGGUGAAAGCUACAGGAUUGGCUGGUCAACUUGCGGCUAUGGACCCGAGAAAGCUCAAGGAACUCCUGGCUGUGGUGAACAGCAAGUUACGGAUGGUGCCCAAGGGGAUUUCAAACUUCAGUCCGGCGCCGCUUCAUGAUGAUGUUCGUAAGAAGCUCAACUUCGAGGGCUCUUCGGACGGCGAGGGGUCGACAUCAGCCGGCAGCUCCUCUGCUGACCAACUCGAAACGCAGCUUUGGGAGCCUACUCCCGAAGACUCUGUCAAUGCGUGGAUGCAUCAGCACCGCAGUGAAGAUGCAGCCAGGGUUGAGGCAGCCCAGGCUCGAGAGAAGGCCCUGGUGGAAGCCCGUGAGGAACAGAAUCGUGCUGAUGAACUCAAGCAACGAAUGCAAAGACGCGAGCAAUUGAACAUCUCCUUGAGAACUUCGGAACUCGAGGAAGCUGUGGGCAAGCCAGCCACUAAGCUUGAAUUGGUUUGCAACACCUUUGUAGUGGUCACGCGCUCAUCCCAGCUAGCGUUGACUGCGAGAAAGAAAGAUAAAACUGGCCCAGCGGAAGACGUGCCAGUGAAGGAGGCAGCGGAGCCGGAGGACGCCCCAGAUGAUGACAAUCAUGGUGAGGACAUGGCUGCAGAGGCUGUGGGAUCCAGGGGCAAGCCGAAAGCCAAGGUCUUUAAGAAACCAGCGGCGAAGGUGAAGGCCAAAGCCGCGCCAAAGACGAAAGCCAAGGCAAAAGCCAAGGCUGAGUCCAAGCCGAAGGGUGCAGAUGACGACAAGGAUGAGCCCGAGGAAGAUGCUGUGCCCACUGAGACGAGGGGUGUUGCAAAGGUGGGCAGAUUCGUGCGAAAGUCCUCCAAGCGCCGAUUGAUUUGCAAGGGCACGAAGCUUAACAAGAAGAAGAAGAAGAUUGCGGCAGAGUCAGCUCCUACGGAGUACUACGACGAGAAUGAGUGGCCGGAGGAGGAAUGGUCAAAGGAGGAGUGGGACAAAUGGGAACAGGAAGCUGAGGUCGAGGAGGCCGAGGAUGCGGGCGACGAGGACGAGGAGAAAAUCCCCACGUUUGCCCGGCGGUAUUGUGCACAGCGUCCGUUUUUCAAAGCCAAGUUUUUGGGCAUCCGAGAUGCCUUCAAUGCCGGCAUCCGCCCGUUCCUUGUCUCGCCAGGCAAGCACGAGGAUCCCUUCUGGCGCUUUGUGGCCAAGGCCACUAAGGAGAAACCGGUCCAAGAUGCAGAUGAUUGGCUGGGAGCCUUCAUCCUGGCGCUGUUGUGCCUGCUGUUCAACGAACGCUUCAGAUCGAUCGAGGAAUACCUUUUCGUGGAGCACUAUGCGGGUUCAAAACAGAUGACUGGUGUGAUCGAGUCUAUGUACGGCGGGACAGCUGCAUUAGAUAUCGCCUACCACCGCGCAAUGAACAUACUGACUCCAACGGGCUUUGCGACGGAGACUUAG
Molecule: messenger RNA, 2298 nt
Organism: Symbiodinium necroappetens
Lineage: Eukaryota; Dinophyceae; Suessiales; Symbiodiniaceae
Source: the annotation of a GenBank genome assembly